GAGUCACGUGGUCACCCUCGUAGCCUAGGAGAAGUUUUGUUUACUUCCGGGUUGCGCUCAUCGUAAACAACUGGCACUCAAUUCCUCCACAGCAACCGAGCUAAGCGGAUUAAAGUCCCGCAGUGAUGGCAGGGGACUCGGAGGACGACUUACCCGAAUCAGGGGCAGUUUUUACUUUUGGGAAGAGCAAAUUUUCCAACAACAUUCCCAGCAGAUUCUGGCUCAAGAAUGACGUCCCCCGCAAGAUCGCCUGUGGCGACGAACACACGGCUUUAGUAACAGGAAACGGCAAACUCUUCAUGUUUGGCAGCAACAACUGGGGCCAGCUGGGUCUGGGCUCCAAGAAUAUUUUAAUCCAAUCCUGUUGCGUUUCAGCCCUAAAGUCUGAGCGGGUCAAGCUGGUGGCCUGCGGGCGGAACCACACGCUCGUCUGCACAGCGCAGGGACACGUGUUCGCGAGCGGCGGCAACAGCGAGGGGCAGCUGGGGCUCGGCGACUGCGAGGAGAGGACGUCCUUCCAGAGAGUGCAGUUCUUCGACUCCCAGGGAGCGGUCCAGAUGCUCGCCGCCGGGUCCAACACCUCCGCCGCGCUCACAGCGAGCGGGAAGCUCUUCAUGUGGGGCGACAACUCGGAGGGUCAGAUCGGUUUGGGCAAAGAGAGCCAAGCGUCGUCGCCCCAGGAAGUGGGCGUGGGACGGCCCAUCCGCUGGGUGUCCUGUGGCUACUACCACUCCGCCUUCGUGACAGUAGACGGAUCUCUGUACACGUUCGGCGAGCGGGACAGCGGGAAGCUGGGCCUCGGCACCGAGCAGCUGUCCGGGCACCGGCUCCCUCAGAGGGUGAAGAGCAUCAAGGAGGCGGUCAGCCAAGUAGCCUGUGGGGGCGGCCACACGGUGGCGCUAACAGAUGAUGGCGUGUUCACUUUCGGCCUCGGUCAGUUCGGGCAGCUCGGUCACGGCACGUUCAUUUUCGAGUCCCGCCUGCCGCGGCUGGUCGAGCAUUUCAGGAAGGGGCGAGUGUGCCAGGUGGCAUGCGGGGAAAACCACACGGCUGUGAUCACAGAUGGUGGUUUACUCUACACUUUUGGGGAUGGACGACAUGGAAAACUGGCCCUGGGGGAGGAAAACUUCACCAACCAGUUCAAGCCCACUUUGUGUCCGCGGUUCCUUGACUGCAACGUUCAGGCGGUGUCGUGCGGCGGCUGUCACAUGGUCGUGUUUGCCCGACCGAGGGGCCCGGGCCGCGCUGACGUGACCCUGGAGGACGACGACGUGACUCUGGACCUCCUGGAGCAGCCGUACGCGGACAUGCUGGUUGACGCAAACGGCUCCGCCACCCUCCAGAGGAAGCUCUCCGCCCGGGUUCGCAGGAGGGAGCGGGAGCGAUCUCCAGACCACUUAGGCGCCAUGUUUCGAACGAUGCCCGCCACCACGGCUGGCACGCUUCUGCCUUCACUUCCUGUCUCCAGCCAGACCAUCCCCCCCAGGCUGCCCCCACCCGAGCUCAGACACAGAAAAGUGCUGAACGGCAGGGAAGACGCGAGCCAGCAGGAGCAGACCGGGGGCGAGGAGGGCGACGCCGUCGAGUCCAUGACGGACACGGACAGCGUUAAAGGCCUGGGAGACACGACGGACUUCCUCAACAUGACGCAUGUGAUGAAGAUGGACCCCGGAGAUAAAACGCUGUUUCUGGCUCCGCUGCUGAAGUGCCCGCCCCUUUUCUCCUCUGUUGCCGGGGAAAAGUCAAAGGGUAAGGCUUUAACAGAGCAGCGUCAAAGAAAGGCCGGGCGGCCGUCCAAUCAGAGCAGCUUCUCUUCCACGUCUCCGUCGCGUAAGAGCAGCGGGGAGGAUCGGAGGAGACGCGCUCGGCUCUCUCAGAGCGAGCAGCGGUGGAAGAAGAACAAGGAGAACCUGAUCGUGGUCGGGGAGGAGGUGAAGGGGAGGUCCAAGGAAGUGAAAACUCCCAACGCCACGCGUGAGUCGCGCCCUGGAGCGAGUCGGGGUCAACGACAGGCGAGCGGGAAGCAGAAUCUCACAGAGAAUAAAGUUAAGAAGAACAAAACACCUGUAGACGAAGAGAAGAGCUCGGCGAGCUCCAGACUUUCCUCUGAGAAAACACGCAAACAGGAAGUAGUUUUAUCUAAGAAAUCGAAGAACGAGAAAAACCGAAAAGAGGCUCAGAAGACGCCGGACCUCCGUCCGCUCGCAGCAGCCGCCGCCCUCGCAGCAGGAGCCACCGUCAUCCAAGCGAUGGGUUCCAGGAGUGUCUCCAGCUCGCCCUCGCCGCCUGAGAGCGGCCGCGGCGUCCUGCAAUCGAGGAGCAGAGAGUCCGACUGCACCGAGCCGGACCGCAAGUCCACCGUCAGCAUCAACGUAAUCCCAGCAUCGCAUAGCCCCGAACAGAGGACGAGUCAGGACGAAGAGGAGCUGAGUCUGGACCCCAGUGAGGGGCGGAGCAACUCGGCAGCAGCACACGAGGAAGAGGAGGAGGAAGAUGAGGAAGAUGAGCGUGCUGAUGUUGGUGAAAAAGAUUCUGCCAGCUCUGACGAGGAUGAAGAAGAAGACGACCUUCAGCCAGAGGAAGAGGAGGAAGACGAGAGUGGCGCUGAGGAAGAGGAGGAGAGAACGAGCGGGGCGACCGAGACCGAACCAGAGAGCGAGGAGAGAGGGAGCACGAGCAGAGAGGCCGAGGAAGAGGACGAGGAAGAGCGGGGCUCCAGUCAGGAGACGGAGAGCAGAGGGGCGGGGACUGAAGCUGAAGAAGAGGAGGGGGAUGAAAGUUCAGAGAAGGAGGAAGACGAGGACGAAGGGGAGGAAGGUUCAGAGAAGGAGGAAGAAGAAGAAGAAGAAGAAGAAGAGGAUGAUGAUGAACGUGAGACGCUGAAAUCCUCAGAGGAGAAAGACGAGACGGAGGAAGAGGAGGAAGAAGAGGAUGACUCAGAGGCAGAGAGUGAAGAAGAGGAGGAGGAAGAAGACAAAGAGGAAGAAGAAGACAAUGAGGAGGAAGAAGAUGAGAAGGAAGAAAGUGAGGAAGAAAGUGAGGAAGAGAAGGAAGAAGAGGAAGGAAAUGAAGAGGAAGAGGAGGAGAAGGACAGUGAAAGUGAGGAAGAAGAACAUACAAAUAGCAAUGAGGAGGAGGCAGAAGAAGCUGAAGAGGAGGAUGAUCCCGAUACGGAGGAGGAGGAGGAGGAGGAGGAGGAGGAGGAGGAAGAGGAGGUUAGGAAGAAGAAAAAGUCUGCAGGAGCAAAAAGACCGAAUGUUAAAUCUGCAGCGAAGAGCAGAGGAAGAUCCGGAGGUCAAGGCCCGACCGGGGGAGAGGAAGAGGAGUUCUGGGACGACGUUCUCCCCCAAUAUCUCAAUCUGAAAUAAUCCAAUCGCUUCUGUUAUCCAUCGAUUGAUCGGAAUAUUUGGAGAAAAAAAAAUUCUGUUCAUGAAACGACUCAUUUUUUUAAACUUUUAAACUAAAAAAAAAAAGAAAAA
Molecule: messenger RNA, 3479 nt
Organism: Oryzias melastigma (Indian medaka)
Lineage: Eukaryota; Metazoa; Chordata; Actinopteri; Beloniformes; Adrianichthyidae
Gene: rpgrb
Product: retinitis pigmentosa GTPase regulator b
Exons: 14
Coding region: 126-3368 (1080 amino acids)
Source: RefSeq, a predicted model, not a curated record